UAAAAUUGAAAAACAGGAACAAACCAUAAGUUGAAAACACCAACGGCUCUUACUAGAACCCCGAGGCUUUCGAAUUUCCAGCGUCAUGCCACCUUUCGCUCUUAUGUUCAAGUUCGCCACAUUCUUCAUUUGUAGAGCAGUGGCAUUUCUCUCUCCCCGAGAUGCAAUUCACAUCGAUGAUCUUGAGCGCUAUGACGCGUUUAUGAAAACAAUGGCCGGGAAUCAGUAUCUCCAUUUAUACCCAGGGAAUCAAGCCAUCAAACUGGAUGUCUACGAGUACCCAUCUGACGAACUUGUCAAAUCUGGCGAAUUUAAGCCAAGCGCAAAGGCCGAUGCCUACUGGGAACAGGAGAAUGAGUUCGAGAAAGAGUUUUUAGUACGGCAGGAAUGUCACAAGGAGGAUGAAUUAGAGUUCAAGAUGAUGUGAUUAAAGGAGGGGCAGGAGCCUCUUAUACAGAAGGGUGUAGACGCAUGCGAUCAGAAUUAUUGCCCAGGUAUUCUCAUCGUACUGUCACCUUAUCAAGGUGGACUGGAAUCAGAAAGAAUAUAUAGAAAGAUUAUAAAGUAAUCCCCUUCAUAGCUAACCAACCUUUUGCCUCAGUAAGUCCCAUCAACGAUGUUAGACAUAUCUUGCCAAAAGCAUCAAUGUCAUCCUUCUGGGCAUCGUGGAUUAUCGUCUCCAAGAAAUUCGGUCCGUUAAUCGUCAGCUAAAGACACAACAAACAAAACUCAAUGUUGACUUACGCGCUCA
Messenger RNA from Fusarium odoratissimum NRRL 54006, 751 nucleotides. RefSeq lists its product as uncharacterized. The record is from RefSeq and is a predicted model, not a curated record. The transcript has a single exon. Lineage: Eukaryota; Fungi; Ascomycota; Sordariomycetes; Hypocreales; Nectriaceae. Bases 86 to 427 code for a protein of 113 amino acids.